AUGCAGCGACGCGGAGGAGGAGGCUACAACCAGCGCGGCCGACGCGGAGGCGGCGGCAGGGCCGCGUGGGAUCGCUACGACGGCGGCCACUCCUUCCGGGGUCCGCAGUCUGGCCCGGACGGCGGGUGUAUGUACAGCGCACCGCCCCCACCGCCUCCGCCGCCGGCGUCUUCUUCUCGGCACUUUUACUCUUCGUCUUCGAAUCCGUUCAACCGCCGCGGAGGGAAUGCGCACAGCUCGAACGCGUCUUGGUCGCGGCGCACUGUCUUCGCGUCAGAUGACACCGACGGCGGAUACAGUGUACAUACACCGCAGCACUUUGGCGCGCGCCGCGGCGGGCACUUUGCGGGCUCGCGGGCGCCGGUCCACGAGGGCGAGUAUGGCAGAUUCAAAAACGGAAGCGACUACGGCGGCUGCGGGCGGGGAGCUCCACGCGGAGGCCGAGGACGCGGCGGGCGCGGCGGCCGCUAUCGCUACGACGACGGGCGGAAAUUUGACUCGCAAACCCUAAAGACGAUUUCGUUGAAUGAGAAAGCGCCUCUGUGGCGCGACAAUCGUGCGUGGGAUACUGGCGUGGUUGGCGCGCUCUUUCUUUUCCGCAGCCCGGACACGAGCGACGGCGCCAUGCUCGACGCCCCGAACGCCCCUCACGCGCCAUUGUCCUACUGCAAAAACUUUGCAUUUUCAGGCCAGUGCAAAUUCGGCGCGCGCUGUCGAUACCCGCACAAGCUGCAGUGCGUGGGGUGGGCGCUGGAGGCUCACGGGGGGCACGCGGUCACGUGCUGCGCGCUCAACACCGCAACUCCGACCGGACUCCCCGAGGUCUACACCGGCGGCAAAGACCGUUUUCUUCGGCGCUGGGGCGUUGUCGUGGCGGAGGAGGGCAAUCCGACGGUCGAGGGCGCUCGACAGGCGUUUGAGCCUGAGGAAGCUCCGCUGUGGCUGGAGUUCGAGUGCCUGCAAGAGCUGCAGCUGCAGAGCGAGCCGCGCGCCAUGCUUUUCACCGAGGGCGUCCUUUUCCUCGGACUCGACGACGGCCUCGUGCUGGCACUGAUGCCCUCCGGCGAAAUGAAGGAGCUGCGCCGCCACACGUCGGCAGUGCAUGCGCUGGUGGUGAUUGACGCGGUGCUUGUCUCCGCGGAGUGGGAGGGUCGCGUAUGUCUGUGGAAGUUUGAAAACAAUGAGUUCGUGCUGGCGAAGGAGCUCGACCUGCCGGGCAAGAUUACCUGUCUGAAGGACCUCUCGGUCCCGAAUAUAAGCCCUCAGGCAGCGGCAGACGGCGCGACGAACGGCCAGCCGCCUGCGGGCGAGCCCGCGGAGAGAAGGUUUCUGUGGGUCGGAGGCACGAAUGUGACGAUCUUGGAUCUGCUCACGAUGAACGCCGUCGCGACCCUCGACGUGUCUGACGCUGCAGCGUCGCGAGCCGCGGAGCGCCGCGGCCUCGCUUUGGCACUUUCUCUCAUCGCUUACGAGAAGUGCAUGCUCGUCGGCUUCAGCUCGGGCGUCGUCAAGGCCUACUCGGCGACCGGUCAGGAACAGUUCCGCUACGACAGCCCGUACCUCUCCGCCAUGGAAGGCGUCGUGUCCCCCGACGGUCCGCUGCUGGUCUUUGGCGGCGCAGACAGCGCCUUCCACGUUUUGAAGCUGCCGCAGUUCGAAGAGACCGGGAUGCUCGCGGCGCACGAGGAAGGCGACGUCAAGGUAAUUCGCUUCCUCUCGCCUGAGUUUUUCGUCACCUGCGGAGAGGACGGCGUGCUUUGCAUGUGGCGCUGGCAGCGCUCCAGCGCGCCCGCGAACGGCUAG
Messenger RNA from Besnoitia besnoiti, 1803 nucleotides. RefSeq names its product zinc finger (CCCH type) motif-containing protein. NCBI's taxonomy places the organism in Eukaryota, Apicomplexa, Conoidasida, Eucoccidiorida, Sarcocystidae. Gene Ontology annotation, molecular function: metal ion binding; protein binding. The record is from RefSeq and is a predicted model, not a curated record. The coding region runs from base 1 to 1803 and encodes 600 amino acids. The transcript is spliced from 11 exons.